GCCUGGGAAGUGGGUAUGACACAGAUAGCAAGUCCUAGGCAGAGCGGCCGCUACAUUGAGGAGAAACAGCGGUGUCCUCGCCGGCCCUCACCCUCCGAGGGGACGGGUGUGGGGCCGCGUCGGGGGCAUGGACGCUUCCCUCUGGGGUUCUUUGCUGCCCGCUGCUCUCCUCUCCACUGACUUGCCCGCAGGAGCAGCGACGCUCUCGAGAGGCGGCGGCGGCCCGGGGCGGUGCGGCCCCCCGCGCGCGCUGGGGCGCUGACCCCGGGCCGGACCCCGCACCCCCCGGGGCCAUGGCGCAGGACAACGCCGCCUUCUCGCCGGGCCCCGCGGAGCCGGCCCGCCGGCGCGGCCGCCAGCGCUACGUGGAGAAGGACGGCCGCUGCAACGUGCAGCAGGGCCACGUGGGCGAGACGUACCGCUACCUGACGGACCUGUUCACCACGCUGGUGGACCUGCGCUGGCGCCUCAGCCUGCUCUUCUUCGUGCUGGCCUACGCGCUCACCUGGCUCUUCUUCGGCGCCAUCUGGUGGCUCAUCGCCUACGGCCGCGGCGACCUGGAGCACCUGGGCGACGCCGCCUGGACGCCCUGCGUGCACAACCUCAACGGCUUCGUGGCCGCCUUCCUCUUCUCCAUCGAGACGGAGACCACCAUCGGCUACGGCCACCGCGUCAUCACCGACCAGUGCCCCGAGGGCAUCGUGCUGCUGCUGCUGCAGGCCAUCCUGGGCUCCAUGGUGAACGCCUUCAUGGUGGGCUGCAUGUUCGUCAAGAUCUCGCAGCCCAACAAGCGCGCCGCCACGCUCGUCUUCUCCUCGCACGCCGUGGUGGCCCUGCGCGACGGCCGCCUCUGCCUCAUGUUCCGCGUGGGCGACCUGCGCUCCUCGCACAUCGUGGAGGCCUCCAUCCGCGCCAAGCUCAUCCGCUCGCGCCAGACGCAGGAGGGCGAGUUCAUCCCGCUGCAUCAGACCGACCUGAGCGUGGGCUUCGACACGGGCGACGACCGCCUCUUCCUCGUCUCGCCGCUCGUCAUCAGCCACGAGAUCGACGCCGCCAGCCCCUUCUGGGACGCGUCGCGCCGCGCCCUGGAGAGGGACGACUUCGAGAUCGUGGUGAUCCUGGAGGGCAUGGUGGAGGCCACGGGAAUGACAUGCCAAGCUCGGAGCUCCUACCUGGUGGACGAGGUGCUGUGGGGCCACCGCUUCACAUCCGUGCUGACCCUGGAGGACGGCUUCUACGAGGUGGACUAUGCCAGCUUCCACGAGACUUUUGAGGUGCCCACACCCUCCUGCAGUGCCCGGGAGCUGGCCGAGGCAGAGGCCCGCCUCGAUGCCCAUCUCUACUGGUCUAUACCCAGCCGGCUGGAUGAGCGAGUGGAGGAAGAGGGGGCGAGGGAGGGGGCAGGUGAGGAGGCAGAGGGGGAGGCUGGGGCUGACAAGGGGAAGAAAGGCUGCCUGCCAACCCCAGAGAGCGAGUCUAAGGUGUGACCAGUUUUGCAGACCCCUGAGGCAGGAUCAGACACAGGCACCGAAGGAGCUGGCUAUGGGGGGUGGAGGAGUCCGGAGGAAAUGGAGGCCAGGCCCCCCCUGAGAGUGGGGGCAGGUCAAAUAAAUUAAAGGAAGAGCAGCCAGAGAGAGAGGGUGUCCGG
Pipistrellus kuhlii (Kuhl's pipistrelle) is the source of this 1648-nucleotide messenger RNA. RefSeq names its product potassium inwardly rectifying channel subfamily J member 9 (gene KCNJ9). Gene Ontology annotation, biological process: potassium ion import across plasma membrane; regulation of monoatomic ion transmembrane transport. Bases 294 to 1487 code for a protein of 397 amino acids. The transcript is spliced from 4 exons. Lineage: Eukaryota; Metazoa; Chordata; Mammalia; Chiroptera; Vespertilionidae. Gene Ontology annotation, molecular function: G-protein activated inward rectifier potassium channel activity. Gene Ontology annotation, cellular component: plasma membrane. The record is from RefSeq and is a predicted model, not a curated record.